CAAAAUAAAUAUCAAUAUUUGGGACUGGCUGAUCUAUCCAUGGGUUUCCAAGUAUUUGUUCAUCUUUUCUGGCCAAUACUACUAUUUGCAAUCAGUGGAGUCUUAGCAGAAAAAGCAGAAGUUGCAGGUGAGAAGUGCAAGACCAGUCGCUGCUCCCAUCAUGGCCCUGAAAUUCGGUUUCCAUUUCAGCUUAGAGACAGGCAGCCUGAGCACUGUGGCCUCCCUGGAUUUCGAGUUUCAUGUCACAAAGGAAAAACUCUUUUGGAGCUACAAUGCACUGCAAACACCACCCUCCCUGGAAUCCAGCUCUCCCUUUCUAAAGAAUUAGUUAUAAUGUUCAUCGACUACACAUCUCAAACCAUAUUUCUAUCCGAGUCACUGUCUCAAAACGCCAAUCUCACACUUGUUUCCACGCCAACUUCAUCUCAUAGGGCAAUAUCUCCUCCUCCCUUUGAUCUAAGUCCUCGGCUCAUCCCUUGUACAUUUGCCAGUUGUUCCUCCAGAGCCGAAGGUCAUCAAUUGCACCUUACUUCGCUUAGUGGACAAGCUUUCCCAGUCUACUAUUUCACCGAGAUGGUCACUAGACCCGAUUACACAACCUCCUGUACCAAGUUGUUUAAUUCUUAUCUCCCAACAUUUCUUCUGGACGAUCAAUCAUCUUUCCUCACUUGGUCAACUCCAAAUUGCGAGAAAUGUGAAGCCAAAGGGGAGUACUGUAAGCUGAUGAAGAAUAGUACUGGUAGUAACAUUCAAACAGUUGAUUACAGUACUACAUGUUUAUCUAAAAGGAGGCGACGGAGUUCAGUUCAGCCAAUUGCAGUUAUAAUUCCAGGUGCUACUUUUAUUGUGCUUGUGCUUGUGGUGUUACUGUAUUAUUUUGUCAGAUCAUAUAGACAAAAGAAAUAUGAUCAACUGAAGAUUGAAAUGUUUCUGACGGAUUACAAAGCCAUGAAACCGACGAGAUACUCCUAUGCUGAUAUCAAGAAAAUCACUAGCAAUUUUAGUAAUAAAUUAGGACAAGGAGGUUUUGGAUCAGUCUACAAAGGUCAAAUCACGAGUGACAUUAUUGUAGCAGUUAAGGUCCUCAAUACUGAUCCAAAAGCUAAUGGGAAUGAUUUUAUCAAUGAAGUAGGAACUAUAGGGCGAAUCUAUCAUAUUAAUGUGGUUCGUUUGGUGGGGUAUUGUGCUGAUGGCUGCAAUCGAGCUCUUGUCUAUGAGUUCCAACCUAAUAAUUCUCUAGAAAAGUUCAAAUACUCUGCUCAAAAUCACAACAAUUUCCUGGGGUGGGAGAAGAUGCAAGAAAUUGCUCUAGGCAUAGCUAAUGGAAUUGAAUAUCUUCACCAGGGGUGUGCUCAGCAGAUCUUGCAUUUUGAUAUCAAACCCCAUAACAUUCUGUUAGACCAUAAUUUUAACCCCAAGAUUUCUGAUUUUGGCUUGGCCAAAUUGUGUUCCAGGGACCAGAGCAUUGUUUCUAUGACUAUGGCUAGGGGGACCAUCGGCUAUAUUGCACCUGAAGUAUUUUCUAGGAACUUUGGGAAGGUUUCAUCCAAAUCAGAUGUUUACAGUUUCGGUAUGUUAUUGCUUGAAAUGGUAGGAGCAAGGAACAAUAACGCAGUGGAAAACACAACGGACACCUACUUUCCAGAGUGGAUUUAUCAUCAUCUGGAGGAAGGGGGAGAAGUGGCAAUUCAAAUAGAGAACGAAGAAGAUUCAAAUAUAGCAAAAAAGCUAACAAUUGUGGGACUAUGGUGCAUAGGGUGGCAUCCCGCGGACAGACCUUCAAUGAAACAUGUUAUCCAUAUGUUAGAAAGUCCAGAAUGUCCGACAAUGCCACCUAAUCCUUUCGGAACACCGAGCAUAAGGUCAUUUGGAACUGAUCUAGAAGUCAUUUCUGAAUCUAAUGACCAAAAACUAUAGACAGAGGAUUUACAUUCAUGUUUAACAUGUCAAGCUAAUUAUUUAUA
Messenger RNA from Daucus carota subsp. sativus, 1964 nucleotides. Its product is annotated as rust resistance kinase Lr10. The record is from RefSeq and is a predicted model, not a curated record. NCBI's taxonomy places the organism in Eukaryota, Viridiplantae, Streptophyta, Magnoliopsida, Apiales, Apiaceae. Gene Ontology annotation, molecular function: protein kinase activity; ATP binding; polysaccharide binding. Gene Ontology annotation, biological process: protein phosphorylation. The transcript is spliced from 2 exons. The coding region runs from base 40 to 1917 and encodes 625 amino acids.